Messenger RNA from Laetiporus sulphureus 93-53, 1113 nucleotides. RefSeq lists its product as uncharacterized. The transcript has a single exon. The record is from RefSeq and is a predicted model, not a curated record. Lineage: Eukaryota; Fungi; Basidiomycota; Agaricomycetes; Polyporales; Laetiporaceae. Bases 259 to 831 code for a protein of 190 amino acids.
GCAUCAACGACGUCGGCGCCACCGAGCUAAUCUUAGUGCGUCCUAGCUCCUGUCGCGACGCGUCGCGACGUUUUUGAUGGGGCGGUGCUUCCCCGCGGGAGGGGGUUGGCGAUCCGUUCAUGUUAAGUUGCGAUUUAUGAAUUGUGAAUUGUGGAUUUGCGAAUAUGAUGUGUGGCGCUGAGGGUGUGACAUGGUGAUGGUGUCCUUGACGUCUGCCGUCGGGGAAGGUGGCGAAUAUGGCGCCAUAGUUGGGCGCUGAUGUGCAUCCGAUGUAAGUUGGUGCACGGGCGCGCUCGGUCCAUGCGCGGAUCCGAAUCUGGCGAUAUAACGCGCUUGCGCUGCACGUCCGAUGUGGCCAGAGUCAGGAUCAGGAUCAGGCGCGCGGUAGUGGUGGUUGCUUAUUCCAUGCCAUGCGCGCAUUGCAUGGCAUAUGUGGCAGUGGAUGUGGAUGACGCACCGGUCCCACCACGUUGCAGCACUACUAGCCGGUCAGACACAGUCGUCUGCUGGAGCAUCAGUUCGCACACAAUAUGCAUCAUAGGGAAGACGGAAGACACAGAUACAUACAUGUUACGUGUCGCGUCAUCUUCACGGUCCUGGGGGACGGGUAGGGUGGCGUCACCGAGGGCACCGCAGUGCAGCAGCAUGAGGCAACAGCGACUCCGCGAAGGCUACAGCUGGAAUGGACGUAGCGAUUACUGUACCCUGAAAUGCGUCCACCCGAUGGAACGUUUGCGGCAAAUCACAAUAUGCAUAUAUUUAGCGGACAGUCAUGCGCCGCAUACGCCGCGUACGAGACGCACAAUCCACGCACAUAUCAACGAAAAAUAACGCAUCAUCGCACGAUGCGCCCCGAGCAGCGACGGCGGCCGCCGCACCCGCACACGCGCAUGGAGUGGAAGUCACAUGAGUCACACCUUCCCACGGAAUCCCCGACUCUCCUUUCCGAGCGAUCAGCUGCCGCCGCCAUGUCCAACCCAAACCCAUGAUCGCUCCGACCGACUAGACCCAAAAGGGCUAGUGAGCAAGAACCUGACCACAUGGCUUGCAAGCCUCCUCUCCCCGCCCCGCCCCGCCCCGACCUACGCAUCCUCUUCCUCUGCACCCCUUUCG